AUGUUUCAAUCUUUCGAUAGAGAAAGCUUUUUUUGCGGGAACGCAGUAGGCAACGCUCUAAAAAGAGACUUUCAAUGCUAUAACGAAAUCGGAAACGGAUCCACCAAAACGCAGACUAGUAGCCCCAAAAGACUGAAAAAACCCAAGGACUGCAGAUCUAGUGCACAGCCAUGGCCUGAAAGCUCUAGAAGCCCGUCACCCACGAUAGACAACACAUUGGAGGCAAUCGCGAUGAGCAGGCGACCUGGCUCAGGCGCCGCUCACGAAUCAUCGCCGUAUGUUGAAGUGGAAGACUACAUACGAGAGGGCUACGGUUCUCCAUUCAUCAAUAGCGCCUAUAAUACAAGACUGAGUCUUGAAAACAUUACGCCGGUCAAUUAUAGUUUGUACGACGUGGAGGCCGAAGAGUUCGAAGAAAGCGAUUAUACAGGAAUGGCUAACCGAGAAACGCAAGAACAAACUCCAGAUUCAAGUCAGGAUGUGGAGAUGGAGUUGGAAUGA
This is a messenger RNA of Lachancea lanzarotensis, 501 nucleotides long. RefSeq names its product LALA0S07e04060g1_1. The transcript has a single exon. Lineage: Eukaryota; Fungi; Ascomycota; Saccharomycetes; Saccharomycetales; Saccharomycetaceae. The coding region runs from base 1 to 501 and encodes 166 amino acids. The record is from RefSeq and is a predicted model, not a curated record.